CGUCUCCACGUGCCAUCUUCUUCUUCGUCCUCCCUCUCCUCGGCGUUUCCCAGCCUCUCCGCGGCCAUCACUCUCUGGUUUCUUCGAGCUGUUCAGCAACUCUGGUUUCUUCGAGCUCCUUUGCUGGAUCGAAACCCUAGCUCGCUCUUCAGACACAUCUACGCAUGAUCCUCCGAUAUAUCCCUUCCCUUUUCGAUCCCCAGACGACUCUUCUCCCCCUCAACCGCCUCUCGCCUCUUCGACGGAACCCUCGGGUCCGAGAGGCGCUCCUUCAGACUCGGCGACGGAGGCGGCGGCGGUCCAAGCUCAGCGUCCGCUCCGCGCUCGACGACCUCGUUCGCAACCUCGUCUCCGCCUUCCCCUCCCCGGCCUCCCUUGACCUCCUCCUCACUCCUGCGAUCGGCUUGGCCGCCGGUGCUGCUCUGUACCUCUCUUCACUGCAGAAGGGAACAACUGAUGUCGAUACCGUGGUCGGAGAGUGGGUCAUCUUCACGAGCCCGACGCCGUUCAAUAGGAGCGUCCUCCUCCGGUGCCCCUCAGUAUCGUUCGAGGAUGGCGGCGAGCUCUUGGGUGAUGGUGUUAACGAGAAGCUCCUCACGGAGGAGCGCCACUACAUGAAUCUGGACCGUGGGAGGAUGACUGUUGCGAGAAAGAAGGGGGAAGAGGGACCGGAGAAGAAGAUGCAGUACCAGAGGGUCUGUGUGGCGACCGACGAUGGAGGAGUGAUCUCACUGGAUUGGCCAGUAAAUUUGGAGUUAGGGAUGGAGCAUGGACUGGACACGACAGUGCUAAUUAUACCGGGUACAACUGAAGGGAGUAUGGAUAGAAACGUGAGAGCUUUUGUGUUUGAUGUCCUCCAACAUGGCUGCUUUCCAAUUGUUAUGAAUCCAAGGGGCUGUGCCAGUUCGCCAGUGACAACACCAAGGUUAUUUACAGCUGCUGACAGUGAUGAUGUCUUCACAGCUGUCCGAUUUGUCAGCAUGGCAAGACCCUGGACAACAGUGAUGAGUGUCGGCUGGGGUUAUGGUGCAAAUAUGCUUACAAAAUAUCUUUCUGAAGUAGGAGAGUCAACUGUCCUAACAGCUGCUGUUUGCAUAGAUAACCCAUUUGACUUAACUGAAGUUACAAGGUCAUUCCCUCAUCAUGUUUCUUUGGACCAAAAGAUUAGAAGUGGAUUAAUAGAUAUUCUACGAGCUAACAAGGAACUCUUUCAAGGCAAAGCUAAAGGUUUUGAUGUUGGAAGAGCUUUAUCAGCAAAAUCUGUUCGUGAAUUUGAUGGAGCUAUAUCAAUGGUUUCUCAUGGGUAUCAUACAAUUGAGGACUUCUAUUCAAAGAUCAGCACAAGGAAGUUAAUUGGCAAUCUUAAGAUCCCUGUGCUUUUUGUACAGAGUGAUGAUGGGACCGUACCAACUUUCUCUAUUCCACGUGGUUCGAUAGCAGAAAAUCCAUUUACAAGCCUGCUUCUUUCUUAUUACUUGCCAUCAACUGGUAUCACAACAAAGAAUUCUGCUAUUCUUUGGUGCCAACGUCUUGCUAUUGAGUGGAUAUCAGCAGUGGAAUUUGCACUUUUGAAAGGCCGUCAUCCUCUUUUAAAAGAUGUUGAUGUCGCCAUCAAUCCUUCAAAAGGUUUGGCAUUUAUUGAUGACAGAACACCAGAGAAGAGUAUCUCAAGUGGUGUGAAAGGGACUCAUAAUUCCUCUGGAAUGUAUAUAAGCCAUAAGAGUGCAGAUAGGCAAACUUAUGGGAAGCUUUCCCAACCAAGUCCUGUAAAUGGAUUUCUCAAUGAUUCUGUUGAUAUUGCACUUAAACAAAAUUAUGCUGCAGUUCAAGGUGAAGCUGAUGAUAACUUGGAUGCAAGAAGCAAGUUACAGCAAAUAAAGAGCGCAGAUAAUGAGGGAACAAAAAAUAGCAGAAGUAUUAUGGAUUUCAAGAAUGAAAGUGCAGCUAAUGCCAUAAAUGAAGGAGAUGAUGAUGGAAACAAGGUUUUACAGACUGCAGCAGUUGUCAUGAAUAUGCUUGAUAUUACUAUGCCCAGCGCGCUUGAUGAUGAACAAAAGAAGAAGGUUCUUUCCGCUGUUGGACGAGGAGAAAAUCUCUUGAGAGCUCUUCAAGGAGCUGUGCCAGAAGAUGUACGUGGAAAGCUGACAAGUGCUGUAACUGAAAUUUUGCAAACUCAGGGUACAAAAUUGAAUCUUGAAGGGCUCAAUAGAAUUGAUUGGAUACCUAAUGUUACAUCAAAAGUGAAGUCAAGGAUCCAGGAUUCAAUACAAGAAAUUUCGAUAGUUAAUAGAGGAGAUAAUGAGAGCAAUUCAGGUGUUGACCAUGAGGAGAAAGUGCAAAGUGAUACAGCAGAGUUCAAUUCAGCCAGAAACCGUAUGCCAGAAAGCAUUAAAACCUCAGAACAGAGAACCUCUCAAUCUCCCGGAAUGCUUGAAGCUGGAUAUGAACCAAGCCAAGAUAUUAAUUUGGAAAGGUCAGGUUAUAUGGUAGAUGAAACUGCUGCUGAGCAGCAGAAGAUUAGUCAAAACCAAGGAAUAUCUGAUAGGCACAAUGAAGAUGAUAAAGAUCUGAAUAAUCCAUGUCAAGUCCAUAAUGGUGAAGGGAAAAAAUCAUCUCAUACCGAGGAGCAACUUGUCUCAAUUUCGGUAUCUAAUACUGAAGAAGAGUCACUUUCAUCAGGCAUGUCAGCAUCAGAUCACCAGAUUAUGCCACAAGAAUCCAAUGAACUACAGAAGAAUGAAGACAAAAGUCCUCAAGAUUUGCGUCAAAAUUUACAUAAUUCUACAAAACUGAAUGAAAAUUCUCCACAACAUUCUUCUUCUGAGACCCCUUCUAUCAGUGUUACUCAAGCAUUAGAUGCCUUGACUGGAUUUGAUGACUCUACCCAGUUGGCAGUUAACAGUGUCUUUGGAGUGUUAGAGAAUAUGAUUGAUCAAUUAGAGAAGAAUAGCAACGAAGGAGAUGAUGAUGAAAUGAAGAGAAGUAAAGAUGAGGAGUCUCAAACUCUAUCACCUGGCUUGCCCACCGUCAACAAAGACAAUUACGGGAGGGUAGAGCACAGAAACAAUAAAUCAAGUGAAGGGUCAGAUGUAAGUCUGUCAUCUAAGCAUCUUGAUAGCCAUAUAAAUCAGAAAGAUACUCAGUCUAAGGAGGUUGUGGAAAAUAAAUUGGGAGAAAAUUUGGUUGCUGAUAUCCUCAAAUCAUCUGCAGAAGAUAGUAUUGGAAAAUCUGAAGUAAGUACUUUAGGAUUUAAUUCCUUAAAGAAUAACAGUGUUGGAAAAUUUGGUCCUGUACAAAAUUGUCCGUCACAUAUAGCUAUUAAACCUUACUAUUGGGGCUCACCAUUUGAAGCAUACCUGCAGAAAUAUCUUUAUUCUAAGUUCCCAAGACUAAAACCAUCUGAUUUAGAUUCAACUACUGAUUUAUUCCUUGACCCAGAAAAAGGUCAGUGGAAAAUGCUAGACCAAGCAGGAACUUUCCAUAAUAACCUGGGUGAAGGCGGGAAAAACCAAAAUAUCAGUGGGUACAAUGAAAGCCAGCAUAACUCAGUAAAACACAGUGAUACAGACAACUCUAUUGAGACAUCAUAUGUAAUUUUGAAUUCAGAAUUUCCAGAAUUUGAACAACAAUUAACUGGAAUAUGUGAUAUGAAAGGUGGUUAUAAUGCAAAGGAAGAGGCGGCAUUCUGCUUAGUUAGGGACAGUUUACUUGAUGCUCUGAAAGUUGAAGUUGGUCGUAGAUUGAGCACUUCUAAUUUGAAGGAAAUGGAAAGGGUUCUUGUAGAUGACAUGAAACAAGUUGCUGAUGCAAUAAUCCAAGCAGUUGUUCUGGACAAUCAUUUAAAUUUGAGACUGCUUACAGAGGUUAAUCACCUAACAUUGGUAAAGUUUGGUACAAUAGAAGGAGAACGCACAGUCAAAAUAAUAUCUUCUGCAGUUGAGGAAACCAGCCAGUUGAAGAAGAUCCUUCCAGUUGGUGUAAUUGUUGGUUCACUCUUGGCAUCUUUGAGAAAGCACUUCAAAAUUGCUGCCUCACGUGAUGGUGACCAGAUCAAAGAUAUUGAGCAAGCUGGGAAUGUUCAGGAGACACUUUCAGUUAAAGAUGUUAACACCAAGAAUGAACUUCAUGAUGACGAGAAAGUUCAUGCUCACGAUGACUCAGUUAGUGGGAACCAAAAUCUUGCCAAAGUUAGUUACAAUGAUGAUGGAGUCAUGAUUGGAGCUGUUACAGCUGCCUUGGGUGCAACCGCUUUAUUAGCACACCAUCAGCAGAGGGACACCUACAGUAACGGUCAAGCAAUGGAAGUUCCUUCGAGGGAAACUAUCGAGAAGGGCUCUCAAAAUGAGGAGCAUGAUAGGCCUGAGGUGGCAACACAUGAGAAGAUCCCAACUAAUAUAAUGUGCAACCUAGCCGAGAAGGCAAUGUCUAUUGCUGGACCUGUAGUACCUAUGAAGGAUGAUGGGGAAGUGGAUCAGGAAAGGCUGGUCACUGUUCUAGCAGAACUAGGACAAAAGGGUGGACUGUUGAGAUUAGUUGGUAAAAUUGCUUUGCUGUGGGGUGGUAUACGUGGUGCUAUGAGCUUGACCGACAGGCUUAUCUCAUUUUUGCGUAUUUCCGAGCGCCCCUUGUUGCAGAGGGUUAUCUGGUUUGGCUGCAUGACUCUUGUAUUAUGGUCUCCAGUGGUGGUCCCCCUGCUUCCGAUGCUUGUGCAGAGUUGGACAACGAGGACAUCAAAUAAAUUUGCUGAAUAUGCUUGUGUUUUAGGUCUCUAUGCUUCUAGUAUGAUCCUUGUUGUACUUUGGGGUAAAAGAAUACGAGGAUAUGACAAUCCCCUUGAACAAUAUGGACUGGAUUUCACAGCACCCAGGGCCCUUGGUUUUAUGAAAGGUUUGGUUGGAGGAAUGGCAAUUGUGAUGUCUGUACAUUCCAUAAAUGGGUUACUUGGAUAUGCAAGCCUCGCUUGCCCUUCAUUUUCCCCUUUGUUUCGGGCUGAUCCUGUAUUGUUGCUGAAAUCAUUUGUCAACAUGCUACUUAAAGGUGUUCGAGGGAUUAUAACAGCAGCUGGUAUUGCUCUUGCUGAGGAAUUGUUAUUUAGGUCAUGGCUUCUGGAAGAAGUCGCUGUUGAUCUUGGGUACUACCGUGCUAUUGUGAUAUCAGGCAUUGCUUUUUCUCUAAUUCAUGGGUCCCUCCCUUCAGUACCAGGUUUCUUGCUAUUAUCUUUGGCACUUUUUGGAAUUAAGCAAAGAUCUCAGGAUAAAAUCUAUGUCCCAAUUGGAAUACGCUCUGGGAUAAUGUUUACCAAUUUUACUUUGCAAACUGGUGGCUUAAUCAGAUACAAACUUGGAACUCCUCCUUGGUUAAUUAGUACUCAUCCUCUGCAUCCAUUUGAUGGUGUUGUUGGCCUUGGUGUAUGUGUUCUCUUGACUAUUCUCUUCUUUCCAAAGCAACCUCAGCAAAAGAUAUGUUCAAAGGAUAAUCAACAACAGAAUGGAUGAACAUGGUAACCAUAUUAAGGGGAUUUGUUGGCUACUAAUUGCAUAAAUAGAAAAGCUUGGAAGAGUAACCUGUGCAUAAACACCUUGUUACUUUGUAGAAAUGGAACAAAGGUUGGUGGAAAUGCUGAAAUCUUCUCUGAAGUUGUCAUGGCAACAAAAGAAGUCUUAUGGUGUGUGGGCUGCUUGUGUAUUCACUGGAAAUGGGGCAUCAAAGUGAUUGAUAUUCUUGCUUUUGUUCUUGACAAAUAAGGCUCCCAUGUGAUAUGUUUAUGCCAGCAUAAUCAGCAGUCAAGUUUUGUGGGAAGCAGUUUCGAAAGACGAGUUACAGAUUGUAGAUGUCAAUUAUAACAUAAAUAUAUGAGAUUGUAGAUUGCGGCACUGCCUCAAUUGCAUUUACGUUGUUACUCUCAGUAUCUAAUAACUGCCUGAUUGCACAGUUGUCUUUUGAACAGUGUCUCUGAUAGAGAAGGAUACAAGUGUUUGGAUCUACUUUAGCCUCAAAUUAGUUGUACUUGUAAGGUUGUGAAGUGCAUGUUCAAAGUGUGAAUCUAAAGAUGGACAAAGCUAUUCUAGUAUUAGCAUCCAAAAUUGUUUUUGUUGGUUGCUAAGAGACAGGGACAUGUAUUUGACUGAAGUGUAGAAAGUCAUUGUAUUGGCCAUGUGGAUAGGGUUCAGCAACAAUUGUCUAAUGAGCAUAGAAUUGUUUACAAUUAUCUCAUGGAUGGUGUGGUGCUCAUUGCAUUCAUAGUGGUAGGCUGAAGUUACAGAGCAUGCAGAGAUUUUAUGAGGGACGGAAGGUAGCAGUUUUGCUAUAUGAUUGAGGCUUCUGCUUUGGCUAUUGGUAUACUGUGAGAGUUGAUAAGAUGUUCUUUGAGGUUGAUGUAGUUGUGACUCGUCAAUCUAGGGUACAACUGGUAGGUUCUCAAAGGCUAGAUGGCAAUGAAGGGGUACCUUAAUGAAUUUUCUCAUUGUUUUUCACCUAGUGAGGAUACAAGUAAUCAUCAAGUAAUCUAAUAUAAAGUUCUAAACAUGCAUUUUCAGACAUCUAGUUAGCUUCUCUACUAACAGCUAGCAAAAACUCAGACAGAUCAAUUUAUAUGUUAUUCCAACCAAGUGAGUGUGCCGUUAAGCCACAGUUAUUACAGACUGAAGAAUGAGAAUAAAGCAGCCAUGACAAAGUCAAUGAUCACUUUGUGGAAGCACAUGCUGUCCUCCAUUGAUCUCACGAAGUGUGGGCUUCUAAUGCUGUUCAAGUCAGGUAAAUUUUACCGAAGUUGUUCUUAAUACAUUAAAGCUUUAAAAGUUAUGGCUGUAACGAUGUUUACCGAUCCAUAAUGUAGUUUGUUGCAAAGAUCUUUUCUAAAGAAUGGUCACAUUGCCAUAUCCUUGAUGGACUACUUCCAAGUAUAUGCAUGCAUGAAAAAUAAUAGACUGUAGCCUAGUUCAACUUGUGAUCGGAGAUGUUGCUGCAUCACAGAAAGUGGAUAUGGCAACUUCUCCAAUGUUUGUCCAUUAGAUGUGGAACAGUUAGUGAGACGCCAAGUCAAAGAAUUUUAUGUUUUAGCUGCUGGAUUGAUCCCUUCGGUAUCCUGUGAAUUAAUCCAAUAGGAUCUACAUUUGGUCUAGUGAAAACAACAUAUCAUGUUGAACUUGGAAGCAGGAUUAUAAUUUCUGUGGAUUGUUGGCGGGCAAAGCGAGGGUUCCACAUGGCUUGUCAGAAAGGAGAGAUUGUUUUUGUAUUUUGAGUCAUGAUCACAUAGGAUAUGCUAUGCUGCCUGUUGGUGCAAAGGAUCUAUGCCACAAAGCAGUGGAAGUGGUGGCUUUCUUUGAGCAAUAACCUAGACUGCACCUGAGGACGAGUCUCAGAAUCCUGGAAAUUUUAUCUGUGGUUUCUUGGUCUCAGUUCAAGAUCAGUUUGCAAAUGGUGAACCUGACUCUCCUAUUAGACUUCUCAUACUAUAGGCUAGAUCGAAGUCUGAAGAUUAGGAGGUUACUGGGGUUCAUGCUCUCUAGAGUUUCCUCAUAAUUCGUUCUCAUGGCUUGAUGAUAUUGUCACUUUUUAUCAUAAUAUUUAUGGACACUUUAUGCUGCAUUCAUUAUGUCUUGUUAUUGCUUUACCUUUUGCCUAAUCUGAAGAUUUUAAGGAAUCAUGCCCAUUCUACUCUUCAAUUUGUUGAUCUAGUCCAAGGAUACUGGGCAUGAUAUAAUAGUUAAUGGAGCACAUGAAGUAUUUAACCUGAACUAAAUAGUUAUAUUUAUUUCAUAUUAUGAUGAGAAACAACCAUCAGCAUUUGAGACUAUAAAUAUAUGGAUAUCAAUGUCAUGCAUAUUUAUUUAAAGCACUGACUAGAUUAUUUGUUUAAAAAACACUGAACAAUACACUUCCAUCACAAUUUUGAUAUGAUGAGAUCUUGUUCAUGUACACUAACAUUCCAGUGUUUCUCUUACAUUCCAUAAUAUUAAAUGCACACAUAGAUAAUCUUGUAUAGGUUAAUUUUUUGGAAUAAAGUAAAGAAACUUUCUAAUUUCCAUGCACACCCCCAUCUCUUUCACAAGUCUUUCUUGCUUCUCUAUAGGAGCAAUAUAAAUAUAACUAUAGACAUAUACUAUUUAUACUUAUCGAAGUGCUAGCUUAUUCCCUAUGGUUUGUUUGUAACUUUGUAAAAAUAGAAAACCUUGUUUAUCAUGCAAUAUUGAAGAUAGAAUUAAAGGCUUGGUCAAGGUUUCACCUGCCUACCUCCAACUUCUCACCAUUUUCUCUUUGAGUUGUCCAACUAAUUUGUGUUGCAGCUGCAGUGAAAAAUGAGUCGAUGCCUUUUACAAUGAAAUAGAUUGGUCAGACCAGGUGAAAAAUAAGCCCAAAGCUUCUGUUAGAGAAUCCCUCACUAUGUUUAUGAAAUCAUGCAGUGUGCUUUAAUCUCUCUCCGUCUCUCCAUGUGUUGGGUAGAAUCCCCUGAUGGUGAAGCAUGAAGAGCUUUGAGCAAGCCUAAGUGUAUGAUAAAGAGGUGGCAUUCCUUGAGCCGCCGGAUCAUGGGCACCACCCGCUCCACAGGUGGCAGCAAGUCUCAAGGAGCUAUCAGGAUGAACAUGCCUGGCGAUCGACAUCAUCCCAUAGGGACAGACCCAACUGGGUUCCAUCCCGGAUGGCUCAUGAGCCCCAAGCACACUGAGCAUCUGCAGUUUUGCAUUCUCGUCAAGAGUUCUAGUGGGCACAGAGGAGCCAUCGCCGGCACGUUGGAUUCGGAGAUGGCGCUCUUCGAGCACCUUCUGUGGAUGCUGGAGUAUGCCAAUUCUCGGUUCAUUGGACAAGUUGGCUGAGUCCAUCUUUUAGUGCUGACACAUGAGGAGAGGAUCAAUGUGGAUGACCUGAUCCGUGCCAUAGAUGGAACUAUCAGACAUAAAUGCAACAUAGCCAUAUUAUCAUUCUUAAUGUGGUCCAAAAAUUAAUACAAUGUGAUGAUUAACCUGUUCUAAUUAUCUUGAAGAGCGUGGUUGUGUGUGUCCAUGUUUAAUAAUGUUGUAUUACAAUUCUGUAUACUUUUACAAUUCUGUAUACAAUUCUCGUACCUUUUACUGUGACA
Musa acuminata AAA Group (dessert banana) is the source of this 9076-nucleotide messenger RNA. RefSeq lists its product as uncharacterized. NCBI's taxonomy places the organism in Eukaryota, Viridiplantae, Streptophyta, Magnoliopsida, Zingiberales, Musaceae. Gene Ontology annotation, biological process: CAAX-box protein processing. The transcript is spliced from 11 exons. The record is from RefSeq and is a predicted model, not a curated record. Gene Ontology annotation, molecular function: metalloendopeptidase activity. Bases 165 to 5495 code for a protein of 1776 amino acids. Gene Ontology annotation, cellular component: membrane.